Cyanidioschyzon merolae strain 10D is the source of this 2244-nucleotide messenger RNA. RefSeq lists its product as hypothetical. Lineage: Eukaryota; Rhodophyta; Bangiophyceae; Cyanidiales; Cyanidiaceae. The transcript has a single exon. The record is from RefSeq and is a predicted model, not a curated record. Bases 1 to 2244 code for a protein of 747 amino acids. Gene Ontology annotation, biological process: lipid metabolic process.
AUGCUUCCUGCGAUUCGGGCGCCAUGGUCUAGAGUGCAUCGAAGCAAGAACGUGGAUGGGAAAGUGGCGGUGCAAGCAAAACUCAGCCCGCAGCGAGACUUGUCACAGGAAGCUACGACCCAGCCCAUAGAUGAGCACGAGGACGACCAUUUGAACCAGAGCCGCGGCCUCGAUGCAGCAUCACUGGAAGCGCAACGUCCUGACUCCUUGCAACUGGACAGACUCAAGAGCGCCAUUUCUUCAGUAGAGCAAGCUGGGCCGUCCCGACAAUCCUCUGAACAUCUCUCGCAGGCGAUGAUGGAAUCUCUGGAGGAUGCAGCACGACACGCCCGACGACAGCUUAGCCGUUCCGAUCGGGAACGAGUCGACAAGUAUCUGCAGAGAUUGCGCCUUUUGCAGGAAUUAUCUCGAGAUUUUGCCCGAUACGAUGCGUCGUGCCGAGUGCCCAUGCGUGAAGCGCUUCAGAGGCUCACUGCGAUAGCGUUUUGCGGUGGCGGUGUUCUCGGCACUGCCUAUGUCGGCGCGCUUUCGGUGCUCGAGCAGCACGGGCUCGAUUACACCCGAAUAAAACGAUUCGCCGGGACCUCCGCUGGGGCCAUCAUGGCGUCGACGCUCGCUGUGGGCUAUCGAGCUGCUGGCUGUAUGCGACAGCUCCAGGCGCUCAACUUUGACGACCUCAUGUCGCCGGAUUUGAGUGCGCUGACUCGUGGUCGCGGUCUGAGUUCGGGGCGUGCUUUGGAGCGCUGGAUGGGGCAGGUGCUCGCCGAGCAAACCGGAGAUCCGAACAUCACCAUGGGCCAGGUUCUUGAGCGGUACGGCAAGGAGCUCGUCAUUGUGACGACUGAACUGGACACCGGCCGCGAGCGCAAACUCACGCCGCAUAGUGAUCCAGACCUGCCGGUGAAGGCCGCCGUGCGCAUGUCCGCUGGCAUUCCCAUUGUUUUCGACGUGUACGCGUACCAGGGACAUCAGUACUGUGAUGGAGGACUCGUCAAUAACUGGCCAGUCGAUGCAUUGCCACAGGAUGGCACCGGCCUUGGUAUGGUGACCUUCUCCUUCAAUGACUUUAUUCACUAUGAGCUGUACCAUCUUUUGUGGGAUCCGAUCCCGCCGGAAACGCGUGGCUUUGACUAUGAACGCAUUGGGCAGGCUUUCGCCCAGGCACUCUACAGCCACUCGGAGAAGACGACAUCAAUCUUUGGGGUAGCGACACGAAGCAUGCGCAUUAUCUACGAUCGGCUAACCCGCGAGCAAAUCUAUCGCUACGCAGAGCGCUGGCCGGGCGGUUUAAGCAUGCCUCGUGCCGUCUUCCUCUGCGUCGGCGAGUAUGGCGCGCUGGACACGGAUAUCUCGACAACCGGUCAAUUGGAGUUGUUUGAGAUGGGUCGCCUUUCUAUGUACGUAGAGAUUCAGCGCUUCAUGCACGAGCUGGAGUAUGCGAGUACCCAUAGCGGAUCCUCGCUUCGUGAGGCGUUUUCCGCGAACCCCGACCUCUACGGAGAACGCGUCCACGCGGCCCAGGCUCUGUACCGAGAUAGGCGUUUAUCGUCGCAGCUCAGCGAGAGCGCAGAUGCGGAAAACGGCGACGCAUCAUCGCAGCAGAACCCACAACAUCUGCUGGAACGAACGGAGCAGCGUGGUCGCAGCUCCCGUUCUGUGCAAGCGGCCACUGAUGCUGGUACGGAGUCGGUGCAAGGCAGUUCGGCAGUAGCAGCAGCAGCAGCAGCAACAGCAGCGUCUUUGGAGGCGCCCGUCGAGGAGCGAGCUCGACCCGACGACGCGCAUGUUCGCUUCGCAGAUGACGCCAUCGGCACCGAAUCCACGGCAUCAAUGGAGGUGCCAGAGAGCUCCUCAGAUCACGAUUCGAUGGCGCAUGGUCGUCGACCCUGGCAGGCUCCGGAAGAACUCUUUUGGCGGCAUAUCUUUCUCCUAUCACUUCGAGAGGGUCGCAAAUUGGGACCGAACGUGCACGCGCGCCUCUUCCCUAGUAGGUUGCGUCGCAAGUACCGCAUGCGCGGCCUUCGCGCGGAAGCGGUGCUCAUCCAACAGGAUAUUUCGCGCCAAGUUCGCAGUAUAUGGCAGAGCAUUCGACUCUGUGGCAUUGGCUGCUUAGCGCUGACGAUUCAGUGCGUAACCUGUUGGCAGGUAGCGCGUUGUGUGCGCGACGAUGACGGCGUCGACGACCUCGCUGACCUUGCUGACGCUGCGACCCCAGCGGAGCACGUGCCCACUGCUGAGGCGUAA